This is a messenger RNA of Medicago truncatula (barrel medic), 1628 nucleotides long. Its product is annotated as protein AAR2 homolog. Bases 78 to 1253 code for a protein of 391 amino acids. The record is from RefSeq and is a predicted model, not a curated record. NCBI's taxonomy places the organism in Eukaryota, Viridiplantae, Streptophyta, Magnoliopsida, Fabales, Fabaceae. The transcript has 13 exons. Gene Ontology annotation, biological process: spliceosomal tri-snRNP complex assembly.
CCAUAAUUUUCACAAACACCAUAUAAUCAAUUAGUUUAUCCGCGGUAUACUUCAUCGUCGAAGUUCCAAUUGCUUCUAUGGAUUCUCAAACAGCGUUAGAGCUUGUCAAAAACGGUGUCACCCUUCUCUUCCUCGAUGUUCCUCAAUACACCCUUGUUGCCAUUGAUACUCAGGUGUUCUCUGUGGGACCUACUUUUAAGGGUAUUAAGAUGAUUCCACCGGGAACCCAUUUUGUCUACUAUAGUUCUUCAACCAGAGACGGUAAGGAGUUUUCACCGAUGAUUGGAUUCUUUAUCGAUGCUGGCCCUUCAGAGGUAAUUGUUCGUAAAUGGGACCAACAGGAGGAACGGCUAGUCAAAGUAUCUGAGGAAGAGGAUGAAAGAUAUAGGCUGGCUGUUAAAAAUAUGGAAUUUGACCGACAACUUGGGCCUUACAAUCUUAGCCACUAUGAAGAUUGGAAACGAUUAUCUGAUUUCAUUACAAAGAGCAUCAUCGAACGGCUUGAGCCCAUUGGAGGAGAAGUCAGUGUUGAAUGCGAAAAUGAUAUGUUUAGAAACGCUCCUAAAACACCAAUGGAGAAAGCACUAGACACGCAGCUGAAGGUUGAUAAUUCUGCAACAUCUGUUGGCAAGUUGCAGAGAAAAGGGUGUUAUUAUACUUCCAUUCCACGUGUCGUAAAAUGCAAGGGGAUCAGUGGACAGGAACUUACUUCUUUGAAUCUUGACAAGACACAAUUGCUAGAGACUUUACUGGUAAAAGAUUAUGGAGGUUCUGAAGACUUGCUCCUUGGAGAACUGCAGUUUGCAUUUAUCGCCCUUAUGAUGGGUCAGUCGUUAGAAGCAUUUCUCCAGUGGAAAUCCUUGGUUAGCCUUCUGUUGGGCUGCACCGAAGCACCUUUCCACACACGAACACGGCUAUUCACCAAGUUCAUAAAAGUAAUCUAUUAUCAACUAAAAUACGGACUACAGAAAGAUCGCAAGGAUAACACAGGACCACUAUUGUUGGAUGAUUCUUGGUUUUCUACUGACAGCUUUUUGCACCAUCAUUGUAAGGAAUUCUUUUCAUUGGUGCUAGAUGGGUCUGUCAUUGAUGGAGAUCUUUUAAAAUGGACAAGGAAGUUUAAGAAGCUAUUAGAGAGCAAUCUAGGGUGGGAGUUUCAGCAGAACAACGCUGUUGAUGGUUUGUACUUUGAUGAGAACGAUGAGUUUGCUCCUGUAGUAGAGAUGUUAGAUGAUGAAGCUCACGCAGUUUAGAAAUGUGGAUCAUGUCAUUACUUGGCUACAAAAGGGUGUUUUUGAGGAAUCAAAUCUUGAGUAUCAUGCCACUUUGCAUGACCUUUAGCCAACUUAGUGUGAUACACAGACCCUUCACUGACAUUGUACAACAUAACAUAUGUAAAUACAUCUUAGCAAUGGAUAGUGCAGAAGAUUAGAACCCUACCAGAAGCUUGAGAAAUUGUUGGACUAGGAUUGUUUUCAAACUUAGAUGACUGUUAAAAAACACGUCGGCUAGACGGUUUACGAAAUACUAUAUUUGACAUGUUUUUUUUCUUUCUUUUUUCAAAGUGUAUACUUGACAUGUUGCUAGCUUUUACUGAUAAUAUUACAUGUUGCUUGAUGAAGUAGCAA